Saccharomyces eubayanus is the source of this 2736-nucleotide messenger RNA. RefSeq names its product calcium/hydrogen antiporter (gene VNX1). The record is from RefSeq and is a predicted model, not a curated record. Gene Ontology annotation, cellular component: endomembrane system; membrane. Gene Ontology annotation, molecular function: calcium:proton antiporter activity. NCBI's taxonomy places the organism in Eukaryota, Fungi, Ascomycota, Saccharomycetes, Saccharomycetales, Saccharomycetaceae. The coding region runs from base 1 to 2736 and encodes 911 amino acids. Gene Ontology annotation, biological process: calcium ion transmembrane transport; intracellular calcium ion homeostasis. The transcript has a single exon.
AUGGUCAAGAACAACCACACGCCCGCUGGCGGCAACAACACCUCCGGGGACGGCCGUCUUAAAGAGGAGGGCCUGACCCCGACGACGUCCACGUCAACGCCUCACCGGAUAUUCAGUGUGGACGACGAUCCAAAGGAGAUCCAGAGUGACAUUCGGUACCUGGAGGGCCUCCACGAGGGCCUGAAGUUUGCCCUACACGCCAACAAGUCCAAGCGGUCUGUGAGUUCGCAGUCGCCUAUGGUGCAUAGCAGCAACAACACGCUGCAUCACCACGAGCACCAACAACACUUGCCGCCCACGCUGGAGUUGCUGUCGUCCAAGGCGCACUCCGUACCAGACUUGAACACGGUCACUUCAGCGUCUCCAAGGCGGCUGCACUCGCCCAUCCGGGAGCUGUCCCACGACGGCAUCGAUGGCAUAGACGAUAACGACGACAGCCGGUUCAUCAUUCAUGAUUCGCACGGCCAUGACUUGCUGAUCGAUGAGAUCAACUGCCAAUCGCCCUCACACCUGGAGAGCAACGACCAGGCGUCGAGCACUUCGUCUCUGGAGUCGUUCACGCUGCGAGAGAGGCAGGACGCCAUUAACGAGACCCAUCCGUUCGGUAUUAGGAUCUGGAAGCCUGCUCUGUACAAGAAGCACCGGUCCGUGCAAAGAACUGCUGCCCAGGACAUCCACGAGACACAGUUGAAGACCAUCACCUGGCAGGUGAACUGUUCCAAUGCACUGUGGUCGAUCUUGUUUGGCUUGCCCAUCGCGAUACUUUUCUACUCGGCGGCUAUUUUGGUGUUCUUAUUGGGCGGUGGAGGACUGGUGACGAGCUCCGCCAAGGACUACUCGAAGUGUUUCUACAAGCUUGCCAACUACUUUCUGUGGCCGUUUGGCAAGAUGGUUUACCUGUUGCAGGACGAGCAGUAUUUGCAAGAGGACAAAGACGAAGGAAUCAGUAUGCAGCAAUUUUACGAUUGGGUGACGUCGUACUCCAACAGACUCGUGUUCCAUCAAUCUCAGGCCAAACUGCAGCAGAGAGAGGAACAACCCGUCACGGAGUCCUCCUCGUUGAUGCCGCCUAACACAACCACAACGCCACUGAAUUCCAACCACCCUUCUUAUAAUUCCAUAAGACACCAAAUUCCACAACCGGCUGCCCAAAGAAGGUACUUUGGUAGAGGGGAAUGGAACUGGGGCCGUGUCCUUUUCUACACCAUCUUUCAUCUCGCCAUGGAGCCCAUUCUUGCCCUCUUAUCUCUUUGUCUAUGGCUUGCUGUGUUUACCAUCCCCAUGAGUAACGUGCUGUGGCAAAUCAUGUACCAUUGUAGAAGACACCCACUGGCACUAGGCUUCAAGAAUAUCGAGAAUUCCUCGCAAUCGCACGAAAACACAAUCAUCCAGCACCAAUUGAACAAAAAUAUCCUCUUGUGUACGUUCCGUGCCGCUGGUUGGCAUUAUUAUAAAUACACAGUGGAUGGUACAAACGUUAUCGUUGUUAACUUGAUCUCUAUUGUGUUUUUCACCAUUUUUGAUUUUUAUGUUUUGAAGAAUUUUCUCCAUUGGAAAACAUGGAUCACUAACGAGUCUUCUAUUUUCAUUCUUUGUCUGACUUCCACAAUCCCAUUAGCAUUCUACAUUGGCCAAGCAGUCGCAUCGAUAUCCGCGCAGACAUCCAUGGGUGUCGGAGCUGUUAUUAAUGCGUUUUUCUCGACCAUUGUGGAAAUUUUCCUGUAUUGCGUAGCUUUGCAACAAAAAAAGGGUCUCCUCGUAGAAGGAUCUAUGAUUGGUUCCAUCCUGGGUGCCGUGCUGUUAUUGCCAGGUCUGUCCAUGUGUGGUGGUGCUCUGAAUAGGAAAACCCAAAGAUACAACCCGGCAAGUGCUGGUGUCUCCUCCGCACUACUGAUCUUUUCAAUGAUUGUAAUGUUUGUCCCCACCGUUUUGUACGAAAUUUAUGGGGGUUACUCAGUAAAGUGUGCAGAUCCUGCUAACGAUCGGGACUGUACCUUUUCGCAUCCUCCCUUAAAGUUUAACCAUCUGUUCACUCGCAUCAUCCAGCCAAUGUCCAUUUCUUGUGCCAUAGUUCUUUUUUGCGCCUAUAUCAUUGGGUUAUGGUUUACUCUAAGAACGCACGCGAAGAUGAUUUGGCAAGUACCCAUCACAGAUCCAACCUCGAGUGCUGCUGAACAACAAGAAUCUAAUGAACAACAAGAGCAGGGUCACCACGACGCACCCAAUUGGUCAAGGACCAGAUCUACCUGUAUACUACUGAUGUCCACCUUGCUCUACGCAAUAAUCGCAGAGAUCCUGGUGUCUUGUGUGGACUCUGUCCUAGAAGACUUCCCCUCUUUGAAUCCAAAAUUCCUCGGUCUUACGAUUUUUGCCUUAGUCCCCAAUACCACAGAAUUUUUGAAUGCCAUCUCAUUCGCUAUUCACGGUAACGUGGCCCUCUCGAUGGAAAUUGGCAGUGCCUAUGCCUUACAAGUUUGUCUUCUACAAAUCCCUGCUUUGGUCAUCUAUUCCAUCUUCUACACCUGGAGCGAGAAAAAGUCCCUGAUUAAUAUCAGAACGCAGAUGUUUCCUCUAGUCUUUCCCCGUUGGGACCUCUUUGGUGCUAUGACGAGUGUUUUCAUGUUCACUUAUUUAUAUGCUGAAGGCAAAAGCAACUAUUUCAAGGGUUCUAUGCUGAUUUUACUAUAUUUUAUAAUUGUAGUGGGAUUCUAUUUCCAAGGCGUAAUUUCAGAAUAG